AUGUCUUUCAUAUGUUGUUGUUCAAUGACAGCAAUGGCUGCAAGACUCGCAAUUGUGAGGGGAGACGGAGGGAAAGGGAAGUUAGGAAGUGUUUUAGGGUUUAAUAGGUUGAUUCAUUCGGUGCCCCAAUCUCCUCCUUUACCUGGGAGCAUUUAUUUUGGGGUUCAGUCACCACAACCCGUUUUGCCCGAGUUCAGUUUCCCGAGUUUCUCUCUUGGUGGUUCUAUGGAGCUCAUGGCUGUCCCAAAACGCAAGGUAUCUCCCCAUAAAAGAGGAAUAAGGAAUGGACCAAAAGCACUGAAACCUAUUCCCGUGAUUGUCCUAUGCAAGGUUUGUGGUCGUGUUAGACUUCCACACUUUUUCUGUUGUGGUGGGAAACCAAAUCAAGGUAAUACUGGUGAACAGAAAGGUAGUCCAAGCUAA
Molecule: messenger RNA, 423 nt
Organism: Sphenostylis stenocarpa
Lineage: Eukaryota; Viridiplantae; Streptophyta; Magnoliopsida; Fabales; Fabaceae
Source: the annotation of a GenBank genome assembly